This is a messenger RNA of Penaeus vannamei (Pacific white shrimp), 585 nucleotides long. The record is from RefSeq and is a predicted model, not a curated record. NCBI's taxonomy places the organism in Eukaryota, Metazoa, Arthropoda, Malacostraca, Decapoda, Penaeidae.
AUGGAUCGUUCGGCGGAGGUUCCAGCGGGGGCAUCGGCGGUGGAGCUUUCGGCGGUUCUUCAGCUGGGUCGUUUGGAGGCGCUGGUGGAGCCGGCGGCGGACUUUGGAGGUUCUGGUUCCUCUGGCUUCGGCCAUGGUUCCGGAUCCUUUGGUGGAGCCUCAGGUGGCGGCUUUGGAGGAGGAUCCGCUGGUGGAGUUUCCGGUGGAAGCUUUGGAGGUGGAUCAGUUGGAGGAGCCGCUGAUCCCAGGGGCGGUGCAGGAUCCUUCGGCGGUGCAGGAUCCCACGGCGGUGCAGGAUCCUUCGGCGGUGCAGGAGUGGGAAGCGGAUCUUUCGGUGGAGCAGGAAUCACAGGUGGAUCCUUUGGCAGCGGUGCUGGUGCUUCUGCUGGUGGAGUAAGUGCAAGCUACAGUGCCCCAAGUACUAACUUUGGAGCUUCCGGAGGCUCUGCAGGAGGACAUGGCUUCGGAGUCUCCUCUUCCGGCUUUGGAGGAGCAUCUGGAGGCUCCUUCGGUGCUGGAAGCUCCUUCGGAAGUGGAGCGGGAAGUGCUGGCGUGUCCAACAGCUACUCCCCCCCACGCGGAUAG